UCUCUUCAAGGUCUCAAGGCACAGCAGCAGCACCACAACACAGACAGAGGCCAGUGUCUCCCUCAGACAAGUGAAGGAGAGAGGAGACAGAGAAGAAAGCGGAAAGUAUAUCUGCAAGGGUUUAUCUUCUUAUCUAUUUGGUCAGAGAAGCCUCUCUGUGGUGGAUUUUAAAAUUAAACCUUCCCUUCAUCUGUUGACUGCAACAAAAAGCAAUCACAACUUGUCAUUUGGUACCACUUGGAGCCACUUGGAUCUGAUGGAAAACUCUACAGCAGAUUCAAUUUGAAGCCCGGGGACCACUGCACACAGGGAGGAUUAAUUCUUCAUAAAGAGGGAUGUGCCGUCUUAUGAUUGAAGAAACCUUUUUUUAAAUUUAGGUGGAAGAUUGUUAUUACAGCACUGACCAGAAAUAGACUUGGAGUUGGACCGGUUUUCUCUGAAGUGGAAGAUUGGAUAAAAUACAUCAGUAUAGAGGACAAAACAUUAUAUCACCUCCUCUGAAAACCUACAUGAAACUUGCACGGUUCAUCGCGGAGCUUCAGUAGGUUGUGGGCGUUUUGUACAGGAACUAUUUUCAACAUAAUUAAACAUUUUUCUGAUACAGCUGGAACACACAAGCUAGUCAUAGCCAUGGCAGAGAGGAGACGCAUGGGCUACAGUGUGCAAAGGGACAUCCUGGAUGAAGGAGCAGUGGAUGAGAUCGCAGAAAAGUCUGACUCAAAAACACCUCUGUCUGAGAAGGUCAAAAAGUCAAUGAGAUGUUCCGGUGCCAGGUUAAAGAGCUGCCUGCUGGAUAGUGUUCCUGUUGUAUCGUGGCUGCCUCGUUACUCCAUCAGAGAAAACGCCCUGGGUGACCUGAUCUCUGGGAUCAGUGUGGGGAUCAUGCAGUUGCCGCAGGGUAUGGCCUAUGCCCUGUUAGCAUCUGUUCCCCCAGUCUUUGGCCUUUACUCCUCCUUCUACCCAGUCCUCAUCUACUUCAUCUUUGGCACAUCCAAGCACAUCUCAAUCGGAACAUAUGCGGUGAUGAGUGUGAUGAUAGGAGGGGUGAUAGAGCGAUUAGCCCCAGACUCCAACUUUAUGAUAUGGGACAAUGCGACCAACUCCAGUAUAGUUGAUGUCAUCAGCCGGGAUGCAGAGAGGGUCAGAGUGGCUGCAGCUGUCACCUUCAUGUCCGGAUUGUUUCAGAUUCUGCUUGGCCUAGUCAAGUUUGGUUUUGUUGUGACCUACCUGUCUGAGCCGCUGGUCCGAGGUUACACCACAGGAGCUGCCAUCCAUGUCAUUGUUUCCCAGCUCAAAUACACCUUUGGCAUCAGCCCUGUGAGAUACAGUGGACCCUUCGCAUUGAUAUAUACUGUGUUGGAGAUAUGCUAUCUCAUCCCACAGACAAACAUUGGUACUCUUGUGGUCAGCAUCGUCGCUAUAAUCGGCCUCAUCCUCACAAAAGAACUUAACGCAUACUUGAGUAAAAAACUACCUGUUCCUAUACCUGUGGAGCUGCUUGGUAUUGUUAUUGCUACAGUGGUCUCCUGGCAAGUUAACUUGGAGGAUAAAUAUGGGGUGGACGUGGUGGGACUGAUUCCCUCAGGUCUCCAGCCGCCUGUUCUCCCAACUGCCUCUCUGUUUGGUCAGGUGAUCGGGGAUGCCUUUGCUCUCUCUGUGGUUGGCUACGGCAUCGCCAUCUCACUGGGACGAAUCUUUGCCCUAAAAUAUGGAUACAAGGUGGACAGCAACCAGGAGCUAAUCGCCCUGGGUCUGAGUAACUCCAUCGGAGGAAUUUUCCAGUGUUUCGCCAUCAGCUGCUCUAUGUCUCGCACCAUGGUUCAGGAGAGCACAGGGGGGAGGACUCAGGUCGCUGGGGCUCUCUCAGCAAUAGUUAUCCUUUUCAUCACGCUCUGGAUUGGAACUCUCUUUGAAGAAUUGCCGAAGGCAGUGCUGGCCGCCAUCAUUUUUGUCAAUCUCCAUGGCAUGAUGAAGCAGUUCAUGGACAUCCCUGCAUUGUGGAGGAGCAACAGAGUAGACAUGGUGGUCUGGGUGGCCACCUUCAUCUUCACCGUGCUAUUCAACCCUGACCUGGGACUAGCUGCUGCCAUUGGUUUCUCCAUGCUCACUGUCAUCUUCAGGACACAGCUACCUAAAUACUCCAUAUUAGGACAGGUCCCAGAUACUGAUAUUUACAGGCCUCUGGAGGACUACAAUCAGGUGAAGCAAGUGCCAGGGAUUUUGAUCUUCCGUUCCUCUGCCACCCUCUACUUCGCCAAUGCUGAGAUGUACCAAGAAGCCCUUGGAGAGAAGUCUGGCAUUGACAUUACCAAGAUCCUGGCAGCAAAGAAAAAACUAGAGGCCAAAAGACAAAGACUCGAGAAGAAAAAUGCCAAGAAAGCUGCCAAGAAGAAUGCAGUGCACAUGGAGGGGGAGCCAGAGAGGGAGGAGCAGAAGAACAUUGCCAUCAUUGAGAUGGAUGCUGAGCCCGACCCCUCACUCCCCAGAGCCAUCGUCCUCGACCUCAGCCCUGUCAACUUCCUGGAUACUGUGGGGGUCAAGGCGCUACGCAGUAUCCAGAGAGACUACGGGGAAAUUGGUAUAGAUGUGGUUCUCGCUGGCUGCCAAACUGGUGUUGUGGACAACCUGCAGACUGGAGGUUUUUUUAAUGACAAAGUGACAAAGUCCUGUCUCUUCUCCACUGUCCAUGACGCCGUGUUGCACUGUCAGUCUGCCAGAACACACAGCAAAGAAAAGGAGAUCAUAGCGACACAUUUGUGAGUCCUGAGAGGAACGAUGGAGAAUGUUGUGAAGAGGUGCCAGACACUCCGUCUUUAUGAGGAUAUCCGGGACUCCCGUCUGUCACACACUCUCAAACCUGCAGAAACGCGCACUGUAACAAACACAAUAUAUAAAGAUAGAAACAAUGCAAAUAAAUGAGAAUGUGCAGUUACAGUAUAUUAAUAUGGAUUUUUAACAUUAAGUAAUUAGAGUUUCUUUGAUUAGUAAAUACCUGCAUGCAUGGUUUAUUUAUAAAAAUCUGCCAAUAUUUAUGUGCUUAUGUGAAAAAUAAAUAUGAUAUUACUUAGUCAGAAGUUUCUCAUUGAAUGGAAACGUUCAUUUCCUUUCCAAACACAAGCAGUGUUUUGCUUUAGUGAUGCAAUAACAGGAAAUCUGUAAAUACUUACAGUAUAAAGUCGUACUGAUGAAACUGAUGCCUCAGAAAUGGAUGCAGGGUGUUCUCCUUUCCUGUCUUACUGGGACCAGCUGCUUCAUUCACACUCAGACUCCAGUCUGCACUUUGUUUAUCUGCAGACGUGUUCAGUGAAUUUGUUUAUACUUUAAAAGGAGGUUGUUCUCUGAGACAUUUUCAUGUUCUUUUUCCAGAUGUUGCAGAUGUUCAUUACAGCAGCUCAAACAAGAGAAUGUAGCAGCCACAGUGGAAAUCAAGCCCAUAACUACAGCAGAUGUUCCCGUACUGUAGCAUACAAUUCACCUGUCUUAAUCCUGUGUCACUUAUGUAACUGCAUAUUUACAGAUGGAGUCCAUGUUAUGAUCAUGACCUUUUGUCCUCAGUGUAACAUCACAUGGACAUGGGAACAUAAUUCUGAUUCAUUUCAGUUAGUCAUGCUUGUUUUUUGUUUGCGUUUUAGAGAAAAUAAAAUGUCUGUAAGCAGUUAGA
This is a messenger RNA of Epinephelus fuscoguttatus (brown-marbled grouper), 3661 nucleotides long. It is a transcript of the gene slc26a6.2, whose product is annotated as solute carrier family 26 member 6. Gene Ontology annotation, biological process: transmembrane transport. The coding region runs from base 631 to 2760 and encodes 709 amino acids. Lineage: Eukaryota; Metazoa; Chordata; Actinopteri; Perciformes; Serranidae. The transcript is spliced from 20 exons. Gene Ontology annotation, cellular component: membrane. The record is from RefSeq and is a predicted model, not a curated record. Gene Ontology annotation, molecular function: chloride transmembrane transporter activity; bicarbonate transmembrane transporter activity; secondary active sulfate transmembrane transporter activity.